This is a messenger RNA of Spodoptera frugiperda (fall armyworm), 1542 nucleotides long. It is a transcript of the gene Crk, whose product is annotated as adapter molecule Crk. Gene Ontology annotation, molecular function: protein binding. Lineage: Eukaryota; Metazoa; Arthropoda; Insecta; Lepidoptera; Noctuidae. The transcript is spliced from 7 exons. The coding region runs from base 439 to 1308 and encodes 289 amino acids. The record is from RefSeq and is a predicted model, not a curated record.
AAAUUAAAAAGUAUGCAAAUUUGUCUAUGCGUCAUCAUCAGCGAAACUUCGCGUGUGUGAUCAAGGAAGAUUAUUUAUAAUUCAGUUUUAAUUAUAGAUUUCUUUUACUUAUACAUCCCAAACUAAGUUUGGACAGUGCGGUUGUGUAUUGCGACGCUCCGUCGGCGCGCCACGAAUGCGGAAACAUGUGUUUUGAUGUGAACAUCAAAUCAUGAUACAUGACAACAAAUUAUAAUUUAUUAGAAUUUACGUCGGUAUUUAAUGUGUAUAGGAGUGAUAAAGGAUUGUUGUGCGAUCUUGUGGUAGUGGUGAUUACUACAGCGAAUCCGUGUGGGGUUGGUGAUAAGUGAUAAGUAGGGUCAUUUCCGGUGUGUUGUUCGUGAUGUGGGCGCCCCGGUGAGGUAUCCUGCUGCAUAAGUCUGACGUCCUGGUACCACCAUGGCGAACACAGGGAUCGGGGUCUCCUUUGACCCUAAUGACAUGACCAGCUGGUACUUCAGAGACCUGUCUCGCGCUGAGGCCACGAGGCUGCUCCUCAACGAGACGGAGAGUGGAGUGUUCCUCGUCAGGGACUCCAAAACUAUCACAGGAGACUAUGUGCUUUGUGUCAGAGAAGACGACCGAGUCUCCCACUAUAUAAUAAACCGCGUGGUGUCCGCGGACGGAACGAUUCGGUUCCGGAUCGGAGACCAGCUCUUCGCCGACAUGCCGGCGCUGCUGGCGUUCUACCGGCUUCACUACUUGGACACGACGCCCUUGGUCCGGCCGCUGCCGCAGGCACUGGCCAAGGUAGCCGCCCCACCGCCACCGCAGCCACAUCAGGUCUUGGAACUGGUCAUCGCGAAAUUUGAUUUCUCAGGAAAUGAUGCCGAUGACCUUCCAUUCCGCCGCGGAGAGCGGCUGAUGGUGAUCAACCGUGACGAGGAGCAGUGGUGGACAGCUCGCAACAGCGUCGGACGCACCGGCUCCAUACCCGUGCCUUAUGUGCAGAGGAUCCUGGACCCAUCAGGUGUGCCAUACCCACCGGCAGAGGCUCUCAACCACUUGGCGGACCCGCCCAGCCCGCCCAGCAACAAACACCCACAGCAGCGUACUAAUAUGCAGCGCACUCUCCCCGCACUGGCCCGGGUGAAGCAGCCCCGGGUGCCAAAUGCCUACGACAAGACAGCACUCAAACUGGAGGAGGGCGAUAUUAUUAAAGUGACAAAAAUCAACAUAAACGGCCAAUGGGAGGGCGAGCUACACGGCAAAAUCGGCCACUUCCCAUUCACAUGUGUCGAGUUCUUAGACGAGAAUCAGGCGAGUUAAAAUUGUGACGUCACGGGCCAUAGACAACGAGUCUAUGGCUCUCAUUCAUAGACUGUGCUCAUAGAUAAUGAGCUGUUAAUUUGCAAAUGCUACGGUGAAGUGAUUUUGAUGAUAUUUUUGAGUUUGGUAUUUUUAAAAGUAUCCGUUUUUGGACAUUGAAUUUUGGUUAUAGUAAUAUAGUACCUGAGUUAUCAAAGCAACUAUAUAUACUGUGUUAAGAGUACAUAAUUAAAA